This is a messenger RNA of Belonocnema kinseyi, 3965 nucleotides long. RefSeq names its product sodium/hydrogen exchanger 9B2 (gene Nha1). The record is from RefSeq and is a predicted model, not a curated record. The coding region runs from base 1233 to 3107 and encodes 624 amino acids. Gene Ontology annotation, cellular component: membrane. NCBI's taxonomy places the organism in Eukaryota, Metazoa, Arthropoda, Insecta, Hymenoptera, Cynipidae. The transcript has 7 exons. Gene Ontology annotation, molecular function: antiporter activity. Gene Ontology annotation, biological process: proton transmembrane transport.
GUCUUUGCUCAGGCUAGAUUAUUUAUUUCAAAACGACCACUGAACAAACGUUUGCCUCAAUUUUUUUUCCAAAUUUAAAAGUUAAAAAAUUGUUAUAAACAAAGAAAUAUAAACUAUUUCGGUAGCAACUCAAAAAAUGUUGCAUAAGUGGAACAGAAAGUGUUGGAGAUCUAUUUAGUGUUGGGUGGCUAGGUGUGUUUCAUUUUACAUUUUUCUGUCUUGGAUCAUCCACAAAUUACGGAAAUGUGAUAAACCAAUCAGUAUAAACUAUUUCGGAUGCAACUGACAAAAUGCUGCGCAAGUAGAACAGAAAGUGCUAGAAAGCAGCUAUUUAGUACCAAGUGGCAAAUUUGUGUUUGUUUUGACACUUUUGUGUUUGGCACCUGAUUAUCUCUAAGUGAAACGUUCGGAUUCUCGUGGUGUGAAAUAAAAUAGUCUGACGUAUAAGGGCACGUGUGGGAGAGGCCCGUCCGGACUGUCAAUUGCCACUGCCCAUCCUGCAUCGCGAUAAUUAUCACGACCAGCGCGGCGUCGCCAUCAGUUUGCCUGUCUGCUUCAACAAAUCUCGACGUUUACCAAUCAACAAGUUGGAAUUUUUUCCGCAAUCAGUGAGCUUCCAGACAUUAGUGGGAUACCAGACAUCCAGUAAGAUACCAGAAAUACAGAGUAAUACCAGCCAUCAAGUGAGAUCGAAGUUUAGGGUAUCUGAGACCCAGCACCAGUUAAAGAGGGAAAUGCCAAUGGGCAGAAAAUCCUUUUUUCUUGGACCAGAACUUCUCUUUCUCUUCCCUUCUCCCUUUCAUCUCAAAAAAAGUUUGAAAAAUAAGCUGGAAAUAAUAAGUUGCAGAAAAUAAGUUCCAACACUCUUAGAAGGUCUUGCUGGAUGGAGAAGGCCAAGCUGUGAAAGAUAUCAACUCUACAAGGGAUGAUACCUUCUGAAGACACUAGGAGGAUCAGUUUUUUGUUCUCGAAAAUAAUUUUAAAAAAAUAAGAAGCUGCGGAAAAUAAGUUCCAGCAGUCUUGGAAGGUCUUGGCUGAUGGAAAAGUAGGCCAAGGUGUGAUAGACGUAAAUCGUGCAAGAGACGGUAUCGUCCGAAGACAUUAGGAGGUGAUCAUCAGAAAAGACAACAAGUGACGUGAAGAAGUUAGACUCGUGACCAUCGAUUUGUGACCGGUGAAUAAGUAAAUCAGUAAAUUGGUGAAUUGGUAGAUUGAAUUUGUAGGCAGUUGAAAUGGAGAACGAGACAGUGAGGACGAGGCCCGGCGAGGAGCUGAUGAAGAGACGAGUGUCCAUUAGUGAACAGAUUAUCGGGGUGGACAACCCGGCCUUCGAUCAUAACAGCCACAACAAUCACAGGCGCAUUAGUGCUAGUUCUGAACAUUCAGAGCCUGUACGAAGAAAGUCGAUUUUACACCACGGAGGUAGUCACUGUGGCAGUGUGGAAAAUAUACCUCAGUACAAGUUCGACCUAGAGAACGGUAGACUCAAUGGCAGGAAGAAGUCUGCGUUCAGUUUAUCCAGCUCCAUCAGAGACAAAGUCGAAUACUCCGAGGAGCUCGAGAGAUCGUGGCUCUACUUAUUUUGCGCCCGAUGUCACGGUCGAGAUGACAACCCAUCGUGGGAGCCACCUGGAUGGAGAAGAGCUUGUCCGCAGCCCUUCUGCCCUACCUACAGAAAAUUCGCCAGAAUCCUAUGUCUCUUCCUGUUGGGCCUUCUACUCUGGGGCAUCGUCUACUCGAUUGUCGGCGAGGAUGCAGCUCCCGGACAUCCUCUCUUCAGUUUGGCUGCCCUCUGCAUCGCCGCACACUUCGGAGGGUGGCUCAUUUCCCUGACCACCCUUCCAGCUCUCAUCGGCAUGCUCAUCACGGGAAUGCUCCUACAGAAUGUAGGAUGGGUCAGCAUAGAGGGCAGAUACAGUAUCGUUGUCUCCAAUUUGCGAAAAAUUGCUUUGGUGAUAAUCCUGACGAGGGCAGGCUUAGACCUGGAUCCAAAAGCCUUAAAAAGCAUGAAGAUAACUGUGCCAAAGUUAGGCUUGAUACCUUGGUUCGUAGAAGCAACUGUAGUGGCUGUGCUAACAAGGUACUUAUUGGGCCUGCCAUGGGUAUGGGGUUUCCUACUUGGUAGCAUCAUAGCUGCUGUGUCUCCGGCUGUGGUGGUUCCCUGCCUCUUCCGCCUACGCGGCAAAGGUUACGGCGUGGCUAAGGGUAUUCCAACGUUAAUCAUCGCAGUGGCAGGUAUCGAUGAUGCAGCUUCCGUUGCUAUCUAUGGAAUCAUCAAGAGCGUCAUGUUCUCUCACGACGCACUUUGGUAUCAAAUUCUACAGGGACCAAUUGCCAUUGUUGGUGGGCUUGGUUUCGGAAUCCUCUGGGGAUGGCUUGCCAAGUACGUGCCAGAGAAAGGCGACCCAUUUAUGGUACCCAUGAGGGUAUUGAUGCUGCUGGGAGGAGGAAUGCUUGCAGUAUUUGGUAGCGAAGCUAUCGAAUUAGGAGGUGCUGGACCUCUGGGUGUUGUCGCAGCUGCUUUCGUGAGCUGUUACUUCUGGGAAGAGCAAGGCUGGGAGGUGGAUGACAAUCCUGUUGCCACAGCCUUCGAGAUAUUUUGGAUGAUUUUCGAGCCCAUCCUUUUUGGAAUCACAGGAACACAAAUAAAGAUUUCCGAAUUAGAAGGUAGCACCGUAUAUCUAGCGAUUGGAUGUCUCAUCGCUGGAAUUGUGAUUCGCAUUAUAGCCACGAUCCUCGUCGGAAUUGGUUCGAAAUUAAACCUAAAAGAAAAAGUUUUCAUUGCCUUUUCCUGGAUGGCGAAAGCCACUGUACAAGCGGCUCUUGGCCCUGCACUUUUGGACUCCAUCGACAAAGAGAAUCCAGAGCAGGUGGAAUAUGCUCAAAAAGUAUUAGCAAUUUGCGUUCUUUCGAUUUUACUCACGGCGCCUUUAGGAGCCAUUAUCAUAUCUCUCUCGGGACCAAAGCUUUUAACGAAAACUACGGAACCAGUAGCAACUGAUAACUGGCGGGCCCGGAGGCCGUCAAUCAGAGACAUCUCCAUCAUCAACGAAGAUCCCGACCUGGAGGAAACUGCUGAAAAUGGGAACGAAAACGGGAAGCCCUGAUAGAGCCCCGUUUAAAAUUGACUUCAAUUUAACGAAUAAAGUACAGAGUCAGGGUGAAGAUUCCCUCAGAACAGGAAAUCAUGGGUAACCUCGUCUGGUUGGCGAGGACACCCAGACGCAAAAAUGAUACAUAGUGGAAAAAAAUAAUACAGUGAAACUCGGAGACUGUGCCGGUUCUGGGGCUGGUGGUGGUGGGGAUCAAACCCGACAGAGUGUCGAUUCGGAGAAAAAAUCUUUAGUUUCUUUACGCCUGAUUGGACACCGCACACUCCUUGUAGCUUUUUUUAACCCUACCUUAGGCUCGGCGUCAAUUCUCGGAAGGCAUAUAUCCCGGGGGCGUUAUAUCCGAGUUUGACUGUACAUAAUUUGUUUCAACUAUGUCUCAUUCUUCGGCCUGGGUAUUACAGAAAUAGAAGAUUACAAAGGUGAUCAACAUCCAUUUUCUGCUUUGAGAACAAAUGCUCUUUGAGAAGAGUCCUCUUUUGAGAAAGGCUAAUAUGGUCCGUCUUUAGUGAAAUCUGUAUUUCAUCUCAACAAUCAAAGAGUGAAAAGGACAUUAAAAUCAUAUUUUCAAGUGGACAUCCACAAGUUACACAAGAUUAUUUUCUUAAAUUCACCCCCUCCCCUCCCCUUUUACCUAAAAACCCUAAUAUUUUUUUGAGUCCCAUCCCGAAUCGUAUUACGAUUUUAAGAACUUAGGGUACUGUGAUAAAUUCGAAUUCUGUUCUAUAAAAUGAAUCUUAGUAAAAUGAAUUUUGGGGAAAAAUAUCUUAAUCAGAAGUAUUUAGCCUUUCAAAUAUUCAAUUUUGAAAUUUCUUUAUAGCCUUCAAUAUUGCAGUGGAAAUUUAACUUUAUUUU